This is a messenger RNA of Culicoides brevitarsis, 1002 nucleotides long. RefSeq names its product chymotrypsin BII-like. The coding region runs from base 1 to 1002 and encodes 333 amino acids. The transcript has 4 exons. The record is from RefSeq and is a predicted model, not a curated record. Lineage: Eukaryota; Metazoa; Arthropoda; Insecta; Diptera; Ceratopogonidae. Gene Ontology annotation, biological process: proteolysis. Gene Ontology annotation, molecular function: serine-type endopeptidase activity.
AUGCAAAAAUUGAUCUUGUUACUAUUCUGCGUAGUAGCAGUUAAAUCAGAUGUUCCGGAAACUAGAAUUAUCGGAGGUGCUCCAGCUCAAAAAGGACAAUUUCCGUAUCUGGCCGCAGUAAUUACAACUUUUUGUUCAGAAUAUGAUGUCCUCGGAAAAUGUUCUAAAAACGGAACUAUUUUUUGUGGUGGAUCAAUAAUAUCUGCAUGCACCAUUUUAACUGCAGCUCAUUGUGUCAACAUAUCACAAGAAAGGCUAGAAAUCGAAGUUGUUUUGGGAGCUCAUAACGUGAAUAAUCGUCUUGAAUCUGGCCAGAUCCGAAUUAAAAUCGGAAAAUCAGACUUAAGCGAGCAGGUCAAAGUCCAUCAAAAUUUUACUAAUGGCCAAUUUUUAUACGACAUUGCUGUCAUAAAUUUAAAAACGGCAAUUAAUUUGAACGGCCCAUUAAUCAAAAGUAUAAAUUUGACAAAAUUAGAAAACAGUGCAAACUUAUUUGGAAGAGACGUUAAAGCUAUUGGUUGGGGAAAAAACGGCAUUUCCACAAAAAGUAUUCAAGAUGCUCCAUAUUAUGUGGAUCUGAUGGCAGCGGAAGAAGGAUGCGCAGCCCUUUUUCUGGAACUCACUAAUAAUCUCAGUUCACCAAUUGGAAAUAAUGUACAAGCGCAACACAUUUGCGUGGCAUCAACGGCAUUGGCUGCUGGGCAAGGUGUUUGUGACGGUGAUUAUGGCGGACCAUUGAUUAUGAACGUGAAGGCUAAAUACCAAGUAUUACCGAUAACAACGUUGCUUGACUAUCUGUUGGCAACUUUACUAUCAAGUCUUUACUAUCGAGAGGUUGAAGUUCUAUUUCAACCUGGCAUCGGAAGUUUUGGUUCUGGCAAUUGUAUUGGAUCGCCUAGUGUUUUUACUCGCACUGAUUAUUUCUGGACAUGGAUCGAUGCAAAUGCAGUGUGUAAGCCCACUUACGUUACCGUAAAGAAUUUUCUUGAAAAUUCAGCAUAA